AAAGGGGUCUCCCUCAGUCAACACUCGCAAAGAAAACGUCUCUGAAACUGCGAACACCAAUCUCUCUCUCUCUCUCUCUAAAAUCUCUAGGGUUUCUCUCUCGCCCAGCUCCUCAGUCUUCGAGUUGUUCGGAUCGGCGAGCUUGCGAAUGCAGAAUGCGAGCGACUUGCAGCUCGAAAGAUUAUAAAGUUCAGUAGCUCCCGUAGACGUUGAACGCGUGAGCCUUUUGGUUUACAGAGUAGAAGAUACAUAUGGCUUCAGCUGGUACGGCACCUGCUGCUUCGGCGGUUAAAAAUCGGGGCGGCAGCGCGAUGUUUGCUGAUAAGUUGCCGGAGGAGAUUAAUGACAUGAAGAUCAAAGAUGAAAAGGAAAUAGAAGCAGCUGUGGUGAAUGGGAAUGGAACUGAAACGGGGCACAUUAUUGUGACUACGAUCGGUGGUCGAAAUGGUCAGCCGAAGCAGACCAUAAGUUACAUGGCAGAGCGUGUUGUUGGACAAGGCUCAUUUGGUAUUGUAUUUCAGGCUAAAUGCCUAGAAACUGGAGAAACUGUUGCAAUCAAGAAGGUUUUGCAAGACAAGAGAUACAAGAACAGAGAAUUGCAAACAAUGCGUCUUCUUGACCAUCCUAAUGUUGUGUCACUCAAACAUUGUUUCUUUUCUACAACGGAUAAGGAUGAGCUCUAUCUAAAUCUCGUGCUUGAGUAUGUACCCGAGACUGUUUAUCGUGUGUCAAAACACUAUAGCAAGGCCAAUCAGAGGAUGCCUAUGCUAUAUGUGAAACUGUAUACUUACCAGAUUUGUCGAGCUCUGGCAUAUAUUCAUGGAGGCAUUGGAGUAUGCCACAGAGACAUUAAGCCGCAGAAUCUCUUGGUUAAUCCCCAUACUCAUCAAGUUAAGCUCUGUGAUUUUGGAAGUGCAAAAGUCCUGGUCAAAGGCGAACCAAACAUAUCAUAUAUUUGCUCUCGUUAUUAUCGAGCACCUGAACUCAUAUUUGGAGCAACUGAAUACAGUACUGCCAUUGACAUAUGGUCUGUCGGUUGUGUUCUCGCUGAACUGCUUCUUGGACAGCCUCUCUUCCCAGGUGAAAGUGGAGUUGAUCAGCUUGUUGAGAUUAUUAAGGUACUGGGCACACCAACUCGUGAGGAAAUCAAAUGUAUGAACCCGAAUUAUACAGAAUUCAAAUUCCCACAAAUCAAGGCUCACCCUUGGCACAAAAUAUUCCACAAGCGCAUGCCUCCAGAAGCAGUAGAUCUUGUGUCAAGACUGCUUCAAUAUUCUCCAAGCCUAAGAUUCACUGCUCUCGAGGUCCUUGUCCACCCAUUUUUUGACCAACUCCGUGAUCCUAGUACUCGUCUUCCUAAUGGACGCCCUUUGCCUCCGCUCUUCAACUUCAAGCCCCAAGAGCUGAAAGGAGCAACUCUCGAGCUUCUGUCCAAACUGGUACCCGAGCAUGCCCGAAAGCAAUGUGCCUUUCUAGGUACCUAGAUAACCCUCGCCAAGACAAAUCCGUGUGUAUCAACCGUACCAUUGUAAUGCACCUCCUUCGCUGUAUUUAUGGUUUUUCGAUCCGGCACAUUACACUACUAAGACUCUGAAGAGUGAAUGGAUCAUGUAUGUACUAAGUUUAUCGACUUAAUUAAUAGAAUCUCUCUCUCUCUCUC
Pyrus x bretschneideri (Chinese white pear) is the source of this 1660-nucleotide messenger RNA. RefSeq names its product shaggy-related protein kinase epsilon. Gene Ontology annotation, biological process: signal transduction; protein phosphorylation. The record is from RefSeq and is a predicted model, not a curated record. Bases 252 to 1484 code for a protein of 410 amino acids. Gene Ontology annotation, molecular function: ATP binding; protein serine/threonine kinase activity. NCBI's taxonomy places the organism in Eukaryota, Viridiplantae, Streptophyta, Magnoliopsida, Rosales, Rosaceae. Gene Ontology annotation, cellular component: cytoplasm. The transcript is spliced from 13 exons.